Messenger RNA from Juglans regia (Persian walnut), 2473 nucleotides. RefSeq lists its product as uncharacterized. Bases 225 to 2252 code for a protein of 675 amino acids. NCBI's taxonomy places the organism in Eukaryota, Viridiplantae, Streptophyta, Magnoliopsida, Fagales, Juglandaceae. The transcript is spliced from 3 exons. The record is from RefSeq and is a predicted model, not a curated record. Gene Ontology annotation, molecular function: DNA binding.
AAGUGGGUGGGUGUGGACUUGACUUCAGGGUGCCCAUUGUUAGAAAGACUAGCAAAGGUUGAUUUUUGAGGCAGAUUUGGAAUUCGGAGAGUCUUGGCAUCAAGAGGAGAGAAGACCUUAGAUCAUCUGCUUCCACAGCUUCACCACUUCCAUUAAUUUCUGCGGGGCGCGAGAGAAUUUCACAAGGCAACGUAGAUUUCCAUUAGCUUGGAUAAAAAUUAAACAUGGUUCGACCAAAAGACCCAUUUUGGAAGUAUGCAAAGGAUUUGAAAAAUGGUCGUUUUUGCUGUAAUUUUUGUGAGCGUGAAUUUCCGGGAGGUAUUUCUAGGAUGAAAUGGCAUUUGUCUGGACGUAAGUGCCACGAUAUUAAAGUUUGUGAAAAAGUGCCACGUCAUAUUCAGUUGGAAGUGAGAAAAGUAGUACUCGACAGUACUCCCAAUAAGAAAGCUCAUAAAUCAUCACUGGUGGAGGAUGAAAAUCACUCAAUUCUUUUAGUACCGUCUCGUGGCCCAAAUCUAUAUACGGAAAACGAUAGCAAUAACGUUAGAGAGGGUACUGAUAAUCUUUCAACUCGGCCAGCUUCGUCAUCACGUGCCCCAAAUGCAUGUAACGAACAAUUGGCUAAGUUGUUCUUCUUAAAUGACAUUGAUCCUGAGGUCGUUGGCUCUCCCAUUUUCAAGGAUUUUGUGAAUAGUAUUGUUGAAUAUGGACCCGGUUAUCAACCACCAAGUCCUUUUACUCUUCGGAAGGAGUUGUUGCCAGAUGUGGAAAUGAAAGCUAAAGAAUAUGUUAAGAAUUUUAUGAAAAAUGAUUCAUUUCAAGCACGCGGUUGUACCUUGAUGGUCAACAUUUGGAGUGAUCGUGGUGACCGUGUGGAUAUCUUUGCUUAUUCACAAGGAGAUGUGGUAUGCUUGAAUUCAUGUAAUUAUGUGCCAAUAGAAGGUAUUCAAGAAGCCUUAUCUUCGGCAAUUGAGUUACUUGGCCCCAGACACAUUGUACAACUUAUAUGCAUUGCCAGCAACAUCUCCACAAUUAGGAAUAUGGUUUUUGAGAACCAUCCUUGGAUUUGCGUGAAUCAUUGUGCUGCUGAUGUUAUUGACUUUUUCUGUUUUAUUAUGGAAGAUCGGUCGAAACUGCAUUCUUUAAUUGGUCUUGUGAGAUUAAUACUUUCAUACACUUAUCAUCAUUCCAAUGUGUCAUUUAGAAGAGGGAGGAAAAGACCGAAAGAAGAUCAUGCAUCCAUUAUUUUUAUGUUGAAAUCAGUUUUAGAAGUUGAAGAUGAACUGAAAGCUGUGCAAUUUUAUAUGAUAACAUUGUCGAGUGAUCGGGUGAAGUUGCUUGAUGAGCAGACGAGAGCGGAACAUCUUAGAUGUGCAAAAUUUAUUGAUUACAUUAUCCGCCGUAAAGAGUUUUGGAGUCGAGUGAAAGCAGUGGCAGAAGUGUGGUUUUUACUGUUUCAGACUCAAUGCCUGGUUAAUCGCGAGGACUCAAGUAUAGGAUACUUGUAUGAGAUGAUAGAAAGGGUGAGCGAUGGGAUUGACAAAAGUCGUAACUAUGAUUGUUUCCUUUAUGAUCUUAUAUGGGUAAGAUUCAGUGAUAUGCGAAAGGAGAUUAUUCAUCCAAUACAUGCAGCUGCUGCCUUUUUAAAUCCAGCUUAUAUGUGUAGUGAUAAUUUUAAGGAAAAUGUUGAAAUGAUAGAUGGCAUAAAUUAUGUGUUUGAAAAUAUGGUCGAGUCAGAGGAAAAGGAAGCAUUUACCAAGCAAGUACAACAAUACCGCAUGAAAAUGCCAAAGUUAUUCACAGCUCAAGCCAUGACAACGUUAAAAACAUGCCAUCCUCGAAUAUGGUGGGACUAUUGUGGAAUACAUACCCCGGUAUUAAGGAAAUAUGCAAUUCGAAUAUUGAGUCAACCUUGUAGUACUUCAAUUUUUAAGCGUUAUCAAGUGCCGCAAAUCUGGAGAUCAGAAGAUAAUGAAGACUCAGAAGAUGAUGAAGAUAAUGAAGAUUGGUCAGUAAAAGUGAAUACAAUGAUCAUGAGCAGGGAUAAUGAUUUUAAAUCAUUAGGGUUGGAACCGAUCAUUCUUGAUGAACUUGGCGGUGAAGAUCACGAUGCUUUUAAGGAUGUGGAGGAACUGGUUGACGACUACUACAUGAGAGUUUUAUGUCUAUUCACUGACGAUACUCUUGUCGAUCGUGUGAUAGAAGAUCAGAGUCUUUCAAUAUGGCUAGAUGGCUUUCCUUAUUCCAUAUAAUUUAUUUAACUACUUAAAAGUCAUUUUGUUUUCUUUUCGAGAUGUAAGUCUUAUGAAUUUUGGAGGAAAACGUACCCUAAAAGAACUUUUCAAGUGCACUGGUUUGAACCAUUCGAGCCAAAUAUCCUAAUUGAAAGGACAUUAGCAUGUAAAGACAUAAACCGAACUACUAAUUCUAGAUAUAAGUUUAGGAAAUGCAAGUUUCAUGAAGUUAAUUACUU